CUCAAAUGUGGUUGCAACACAUGGAUCGUCCGAUCCAUGGAUUGACUCUGGAGUCACGAGAACAAAUGGGCCUGGCUAUCGAGUUCUUAUUGCGAACUGUGCAGACUGUGGGCGGUCUGGCGAUCUUGCGACACCAAGACCAACGGAUUCAGAAGCAUUACAAUUACAGAGAGAUGAAUUGGCCUUAUUGUUGGAUACUUGGAUGACAAGUGAACGCGUCUCCUAUACAUUUGUCCUCGGCGGCAGCUUUAUCAGCCGGGCCUUGCUGGAGAAGGAGAAAUUGAUGAAAGCCAUUCAGAGCGAUCUUCAUGAUUUUUUUGAUCACAGUGCUGAAAUCCAUGCCUUUGAAUUUGAUAGUACCAGUGAAAAACUGACGAUUAACUUUGUUUUCUAUGCAAAUCGUAUGAAUAAAGAGCAUAUAUCUUCUUUCUCACGCAAUAUACGGAAUAAUUCCUCUUUUCUCUUGGCUACAAAAAAAACACUUUCUAAUUUUGGGGUUGAAGAUGAGGCUUUGGUUAUUGCUUUUGAACGGAUUUCAACACCAAUUAUUGAUGAAAAUCCGAUGAAUGAAAAUGAAGUGAUAUACCUUUUGCGCUAUAUGGGAUUUUUUUUACUGUUUCUAAUUUCAUGUGCUGUGAUUGCAUGUAAAUACCGCAAUCAGAAAAACAAAAACAAAAACAAAAAACAAUUCUUAUUCCAUAAUGUAAAGGUAUAG
Messenger RNA from Trypanosoma cruzi, 715 nucleotides. RefSeq lists its product as uncharacterized. NCBI's taxonomy places the organism in Eukaryota, Euglenozoa, Kinetoplastea, Trypanosomatida, Trypanosomatidae. The transcript has a single exon. The record is from RefSeq and is a predicted model, not a curated record. The annotation marks the transcript as partial.